AUGAUCCUCAUUCUCUUCCGUCUUGUGUUCUUAUGCUUGUUACAGGUUUGGUCAUACGAAAACUGUAGCUAUGCGUUUAUGGGAGAGCAGGAUAGCUUUUAUUUCAACAAUCUAUCAGAUUUUUCGGACCCCAAUUUCGGGAACCGAGUACCCAUAGUACUUGAUUAUGCGAUUGGAACCCAAAGUUGUGCUGUAGCCAAUAACUCAAAUGCAUAUUUGUGCAACCCGAAUAAUACUUUGUGUACUGAUAAUACGGAUAGUGGCUCUGGAGGAUAUCUUUGUAGCUGCGAAAAUGGUUAUGAGGGCAAUCCUUAUCUGAGUCCUGGAUGCACAGAUAUUGAUGAAUGCGAAGAUCCCAACCUUAAUGACUGUGAUGGAAAUGCAACUUGCAUCAAUACUCCAGGAAAUUUUAGUUGCUCUUGUAAUGAUCAUUACUUUGGCGAUGGAAGAGGCGAUGGACGUGGGUGCACUCGUCAGGCCUCACAAAUCUCACUGAUUCUAGGAUUGAGCUUUGGUUUCUUGUCAUUACUGAUUGGUGUAACUUGGAUAUACUUCUGCAUCAAUAGAAGGAAGCUAAUCAAACUAAGAGAGCAAUUCUUCCAACAAAAUGGUGGCAUAUUGAUGAAACAAAAAAUUUCUUCAAUCGAUGGAACAAGGGCAGAGUCAUCAAAAAUCUUUACAGUCGAAGAGCUAAAGAAAGCCACUAACAACUAUGCUGAGAACCAAAUAAUUGGGCGUGGUGGAUACGGUGUGGUUUACAAGGGAAUUUUACCAGACCAACGCAUAGUCGCCAUCAAGAAGUCCAAAGUAAUGGAUGAGAACCAAGUAGAGCAGUUUAUCAAUGAGUUGUUGAUAGUAACACAAGUUAACCAUAGGAACGUUGUGAAACUCUUGGGGUGUUGUUUCGAAUCAGAGGUUCCCGAGCUUGUUUAUGAGUAUAUACCAAAUGGCACGCUAUUUGAACAUAUUCAUAAGCCAUUAUCUUGGUUAACGUUGGAGCAUCGAUUGAGAAUAGCUACAGAAGCAGCUGGUGCACUUUCCUACCUUCACUCUGCCGCAUCUAUUCCGAUCAUUCAUAGAGAUGUUAAGUCCACCAACAUAUUGUUAGAUGCUAAUAACGUGGCAAAAAUGGCAGAUUUUGGUGCUUCAAGAUUAGUCCCCUUGGACCAAACUCGAGUGGCUACAUUAGUACAAGGGACUUUAGGUUAUUUGGAUCCUGAGUACUUCCACACUGGCCAGUUAAACGAGAAGAGUGAUGUUUAUAGUUUCGGAGUGGUUCUAGCAGAAUUACUAACUGGGAAAAAGCCUAUUUGUCCUGAGAGGUCUCAAGAGGAAAGGAAUUUGGCGACCUACUUCAUUGUGUCAAUGAAGGAAAAUAGGUUGUGCCAAAUUUUAGAGCCUCAUGUGGAGAAGGAAGGGACCUUGGAGCAACUCCAAGCAAUUGCGGAGCUUGUGAAGAGGUGUCUUUGUGUGAAAAGUGAAGAGAGGCCUACAAUGAAAGAAGUGGUUGUGGAAUUAGAAAGUUUAAGGAAGUAUAAAAAGGAUCCAUGGGGAAAUCAACAAAGUUGUGAAGAGAGUGAAAGUUUGCUGAGCAGUGACGAAGCACCAACAAACAUUUACGCUUUAUCAAUAGGUCCUUCUACUGGUGACAUAUCUGGGCAUUACAGUGUCGGUAGCAGCACGACACCUCCGCUUGGUAAGUCGUUCUACUAGGGCUGGUGACAUCUUGCACAAUGGGUAUGCGAAGGUAAUGUGUCGGGCUUUCUAAUAGCAUUGUGGGGUCCCAUAGAGAAAAACGCUUUGCAAUUAUGCAGUGGUCAAUUGUUAAAGUAGAAUAUUGUUCUUCGUUUGGGUCUGAAUUGUUUGUGAAUUCAUUUUCUGGGUCUGUCUCAUGACUUUUCUUGUUUUCUAGUAAAUUAUGGUCU
This is a messenger RNA of Rhododendron vialii, 1925 nucleotides long. RefSeq names its product putative wall-associated receptor kinase-like 16. Gene Ontology annotation, cellular component: plasma membrane. The transcript is spliced from 4 exons. Gene Ontology annotation, biological process: cell surface receptor signaling pathway; protein phosphorylation. The record is from RefSeq and is a predicted model, not a curated record. NCBI's taxonomy places the organism in Eukaryota, Viridiplantae, Streptophyta, Magnoliopsida, Ericales, Ericaceae. Bases 1 to 1713 code for a protein of 570 amino acids. Gene Ontology annotation, molecular function: protein serine/threonine kinase activity; ATP binding; calcium ion binding.